Vigna unguiculata (cowpea) is the source of this 4307-nucleotide messenger RNA. RefSeq names its product phosphoinositide binding protein. The record is from RefSeq and is a predicted model, not a curated record. Lineage: Eukaryota; Viridiplantae; Streptophyta; Magnoliopsida; Fabales; Fabaceae. Gene Ontology annotation, molecular function: metal ion binding; protein binding.
GUACUUUACAUCGACCCAAUAGGAGCAACUCCGCGUGAACUCGUUCUGCGAUCCAUCGUCGUUUUUCUUUCCUUCUCCAUCGUUAGACUCUCACUUUGACAAAACCCGAUUUUCUGUUUUCUCCAUUUUCUUUUGUCAUUUCGGGGCCUUUCGAUCUUCAGAAGACUAUAAGAGGAACAACAUGUUGGAGAAGAUUGGGUUGCCACCGAAGCCUUCGCUCCGAGGGAAUACUUGGGUGGUUGACGCUUCACACUGCCAGGGAUGUUCCUCUCAGUUCACCUUCAUCAAUCGCAAGCAUCACUGUAGGAGGUGUGGAGGGAUCUUUUGCGGCAGUUGUACUCAGCAAAGAAUGGUUUUACGUGGACAAGGUGAUUCACCUGUGCGUAUCUGUGAACCUUGUAAGAAGCUAGAAGAGGCAGCACGGUUUGAAUUGCGACAUGGACGUAGACCUGGGAGAGGGAGCUUGAAAUCAGCACCUAAUGAUGAAGAUGAAGUUUUGAACCAAAUUCUUGGUCAAACCAGCGACAAAGUUGCUAGCAGACAAAAAUCAGUUGGUAUUGCAUCUUCUUCAAGCACAUCCAAUGAUGAUGGAGAGAUACAAAACAUUGUCUCGAAUGGUAAACCUAAUCUUUUGGGUAUUGAUUUGGGAUCCACCACUCCUGAAGAGUUACGUAAGCAAGCUUUGGAAGAAAAAAAGCAGCAUAGAAUUCUUAAAGGAGAGGGGAAAUCUGGGGAGGCGAUGAAAGCUUUUAAGAGAGGGAAGGAGCUUGAGAGGCAGGCUGAUGCUUUGGAAAUUCAUUUAAGGAAGGUGCGGAAGAAGAGUUUACCUUCGGGAAACUUGUCUGAUUUACAUAACAAAGGAAAUCCUGUAGAGUCUGACAGAAAAACAAAGUCACUCUCUCAUGUGGGCAGAGAAAAGGAUGAUCUUACUUCUGAACUUAGAGAACUGGGAUGGUCAGAUAUGGAUAUACGUAAUGAAGAGAAAAAGCCAGCAAACUUAAGUUUGGAGGGUGAACUCUCGUCACUAAUUGGAGAAAUCUUUACAAAAUCUGGUGAACAAAAGGUUAGCAGGAUUGACAAGUCCCAAGUUGUUGCUCUGAAAAAAAAUGCUCUACUGCUGAAGCGCGAGGGUAAGCUUGCAGAAGCCAAGGAGGAACUAAAAAGAGCUAAAAUUUUAGAAAAGGAACUUGAAGAACAGGAACUCCUUGCUGGGGCUGAAGAUUCUGAUGAUGAGCUAUCAGCAUUAAUUCGGGGCAUGGAUGAUGAUAAAGAAUUACCAAAUCUGCAUGAUCAUGGACAUGGUUUUGAUUUUGAACGCCUUUUGGCCACUUCUGAUGACCUUGACGGUAACUUUGAAGUGACUGAUGAGGAUAUGAUGGACCCUGAAAUAGCUGGCGCUUUGGAAUCAUUAGGCUGGACUGAACCUGAAAAUACAUCUUCCAAGUCUCAAACCUUUAACAAAGAAGCAUUGCUUGAUGAAAUUCAGUCUCUUAAAAGAGAGGCUCUUAAUCAAAAGCGAGCAGGUAAUGCUGAAGAAGCAAUGACAUUCCUGAAAAAGGCAAAGUUAUUAGAAAGGGACCUUAACAGCUCUAUACCCGAAGACUAUAAUAAUAUGUCUCAAAAAUCCACACCCUUAAGGAAAAGUGUGCAUUCGGAAAUUUCUGGUAAUGGAUCAGACUCCAUUAAACUGGAUGAGAGAAAUACAAGUGCCACUAAUAAUGUUUCUUCUACUGUGGCACCAAAAAGUAGAUUGAUGAUUCAAAGAGAACUUUUGAGUGUGAAAAAGAAGGCUCUUACACUAAGAAGGGAAGGGAAAAUGAAUGAAGCAGAAGAAGAAAUGCAGAAGGGUGCUGCACUUGAACGGCAGCUGAUGGAGAUGGAUAAGGCAUCAAGCCUCAAAACAUUACAUACAAACACUGCUGAUAAUGUUCCGAUUACAGUACAUAAGCAUGAUGAUUUUAGUAUAAAUCUUCCACAUGAGGAAGGAGGUGAAGAUGAUGUGACAGAUCAAGAUAUGUCUGAUCCCACAUAUCUUUCACUCCUUAGGGACAUGGGUUGGAAUGACGACAAUAAGGAACUUUCUAACUCAAGCAAGCCUUCGAAGAAAGAUGAUAAUCAUUUUGUUCCUGUAAAUGAUACUUCUCCAAGUAAGCAUUCUACAAAUAUCUCAGUUCAAGCUCCAAGAAGUAAAGUUGAAAUUCAGAGGGAACUCUUGGGUUUGAAGAGAAAGGCCCUUGCUCUCAGGCGUGAAGGGAAAGUUGAGGAUGCAGAAGAAGUUCUUAAAACGGCCAAAUCAUUAGAAGCACAGAUGGUUGAGAUGGAAGCUGCAAAGAAUAAAGCACAGGUUGUGGCCACUGUGAUGAAAGACAAACUUCUCAAUGCUCCAGUUGAUGAAGAAAGUGAUGUGGUUGUUUCGGAAGAGGAUAUGCAUGACCCAACAUUGAAUUCAAUUCUUACUAAUCUAGGGUGGAAGGAUGAUGAAUCUGAACCUGUGACCCUAAAAGCAGAGCCAGUUAAGGAAGCUACUGAUAGGUCUGCACAUACUAUGGAUCUAUCUGCGCCUGAUUUGUCUUCAAGCAUUCCUGCUGCAGCUUCAAGAAAUAAGGGAGAGAUUCAAAGAGAACUUUUAGUAUUGAAAAGGAAGGCACUUGCAUUAAGGCGCAAGGGAGAGAUAGAAGAGGCUGAUGAAAUUUUAAGGCAGGCCAAAACUUUGGAAGCCCAACCAGAAGAUUUUGGGAACCAGAACAAGGACUUGUCACUUAAUGUUUCUAAGGAUAAACAGUCUCUUCCAUCUGAAUCGGUUGAUUUUCGGGAAAGGAAUGGAAAUUUGGGAGUUGCUACUGAUGUUGAUAAUGCUUCAGCCGCCUCGUCUGUGGUUUGGUCAAGUAAGAAUAGUUCUGAAUCAACAUUCGGUUUAGAAAGAAUCAACAAUGAGACAAAUAUUCCCAUCUUAAGGAAGUCUGAUAAUUUACUUCCUGCAACCUCUCACUUGGCAGAUGGUAAGCAUUCAUUGACUGCUGAGGAGAGUACUUCAAGUGAAAAUCUUUCGAAAAAGAUGAAAGCGGAAAACAACGACGGUCAUAGCUACUCAGCUGGCCACUCUAUGGAUGCGCUAGAAUUACAUUCUGGUGACGGUAGUAACAGUUCUGAAAUAUUGACUCAAAAACAUAAAGAACUUGCUUCGGCUAAUUCAUCUCGAGCUGGGUCUGCUAUUCACUUGGACUCUUCAAAGAAUUUCAGCCAGCAUACUGAUGUAGUUGAAAAGCCAAACAUAAACAAGUCAAAUUCUGUACAGGAUUAUGCUUCUCAGCACCACCUUACCUUGCGUCAGGAAAUUUUGGCUCAUAAAAGGAAGGCAGUUUCUUUGAAAAGGGAGGGGAAACUAUCAGAAGCUAAGGAGGAACUCUCGCAAGCCAAGCUGUUAGAGAAGCGAUUGGAAGAUGGAAGUAUGCAGGCAGACACUGGCUUUGUGAGCAAUGUUUCCCAGGCGUCAAAUGUUGUAGAGAAGAAACAGGAAUCAUCAAAUGUUAGUUCAAAACCAUUGAGUAGUCGUGAACGAUUCAAAUUGCAGCAGGAAUCUCUGGGGCAUAAACGACAGGCCCUAAAGCUACGGAGGGAAGGCCGGACAGAGGAAGCAGAAGCUUUGUUUGAACGGGCAAAGGCAAUUGAAACCCAGUUGGAGGAGUUGACAGCUCAAGAUUCUAAUAAGUUAGAUGGUGUAGAUGAUGUCACUGUUGAGGAUUUUCUUGAUCCUCAACUCUUAUCUGCUCUGAAAGCUGUUGGACUUAAUGAUGUAGGCGUUGUUGUAUCAAAAGCCCCAGAAAGACAAGAGACCGUGAAACCCAAUGCUAAAGUUGAAAACUCUAACCAAGAGAGAAUUCAGCUAGAAGAAAGAAUCAAAGAAGAAAAAGUUAAGGCACUUAAUUUGAAACGUUCUGGGAAACAAGCCGAAGCCUUAGAUGCUCUUCGACGUGCCAAAUUGUAUGAAAAGAAGCUAAAUUCAUUAACCUCUGGUUGAUGAAGUAAAUACUGUAACUUCAUGGUGGGAAGUCUUCCCUUGUUCAAAUUGGUAGUUGCUCUGAGGUUAGUUGAAUUUGUGAACUUUCAUUAAAGGGGGACUUGAAGGUGCCCAGGAGGUUGCUCCUUCCCUUAUUACACAUGCAUGUUUUGCUUUAUUAUGCUCAUAAAUACUGGAGAAUGUAUACAUGAUCAUUUGCUAGUUACAAUUUUCAGUUGUGCUUCUAAACAUGAAUCAAUGUUGUAUAAUAUGUUUACAUUUAAAUUUAUAUAAAUGGCCAUUCCCACGA